Sabethes cyaneus is the source of this 677-nucleotide messenger RNA. RefSeq names its product translation machinery-associated protein 16 homolog. The record is from RefSeq and is a predicted model, not a curated record. The transcript has 4 exons. Lineage: Eukaryota; Metazoa; Arthropoda; Insecta; Diptera; Culicidae. Gene Ontology annotation, cellular component: nucleus. The coding region runs from base 97 to 615 and encodes 172 amino acids.
AAAGCAUUAUUUUUAUUUGAAACUUUAGUGCUAUAAAAUCCAUAUUUUGUAUUUAGUUAAUUCAAAUUUUUAAAAGAUUCAAAGAGGCCCGUUAUAAUGCCAAAGCAUAUUUUGAAAGAACUUGCUCAGUGCAAGCACCCACAGAGUCGAAAAACGUUGGCUUUAGUGAGAAAAAUAAAAAAAAUCAACCAUCGCGAAAAGAAAAAAGUUAAUCAUGCCAGCAAAGCGAAUAUUAUCGGGAAAAAGUUGGGUUGGUUCGCUGAACGAGUGGAAGACAAGAGUGAACCUCUGAAAAGUUCUGAAUAUUUACAGUUAAUCGAACUGUACCUUUCUCGUUUCAACGAGGAAUUAGAUCAAAUUAAGCUGGUACAAUCUAUUAACAAACAGCGUAAUAAUCAAUACGCAUCUCGCGAGGCAGCCAUCAGAAUAACCCUUGAGAAGGAGGUUGGUGGCUUCAAUGGUGGUGGUAUAGAAUUACCGGAUCUCUGUAACGAGGAAGAAUUUCGACAAUUUCAGCGAUGGGAUGGAAAUGCUCAAACGAUUCAACACCUGCGAUUGCAUUUUAUUUCUCGUAAAAGCCUUAUGGCACGAAGCACAAAUGAUACCAGUCAAUAAACAACUUAUUUUAUCUCAUCAUCAGGCCGUUGUUUCUUUUCUGGUGGUUCCUCUGAAGGCGU